AUGAGGUUAAAGAUCUCUACUCCGAAAGGAGGUAAUAAGGUCAUAAAUUUAUCAAAUGAUGCGACAUUUGAAGAUCUAAUUGCAGAAGUUAAAACGACUUUUGGUGAUAUAUCUAUUGGUAAAGUGCGGUAUGGAUAUCCACUACAAACUAUUGACAUUGAAGAACAAGUGGGUAAUAUAUUGUUAAUGGAGCUAGGAAUUAGUAGUGGAGAAAGAAUUACUGUGGAAAGUAAGAAUUCUGAUAAGAAUACAAAACAUGUAGGUCAAACAUUACCAGGUUCUUGUAUUCUUAGGAAUGAAAAGCAGGGUGGACCUGAAUCUCUCCCUGACAGAAUCAGUGUACGCCCUGGCGUUCUACUUCAAGUUCAUGAAGUCCCUGACGAUAAUUCGUGUUUAUUUCAUGCCAUUUCUUAUGCUGUAUAUAAGGAUAUGGUAGUCUCUUACCAAUUUCGGGAAGUUGUUGCCAACGAAAUUUUAGCCAACCCAAUUGAGUACUCUGAUUCUAUCCUCGGGAGGCCUAAUCUUCAAUAUUAUGAAUGGAUUUUGAAAUCAACUUCUUGGGGGGGUGCUAUUGAGAUUGCAAUAUUAUCAAAGUAUCUCAAAAUUGCCAUAUUUGUGCUUGAUAUAGACGCCGGCCGGUUUGAAAAGUUUAACGAGGAUAAGUAUUCAAAACUAAUGAUAUUAGCAUUUUCUGGUAUUCAUUACGAUACUGUUGAAAUUUUUCAUGAGAGCAGCAAAGAGGUAGAAACUAUAUUUAAAGUGGAUGAUUCAGAAACAGACACGCUUCUCGCUAAGGCUGCAGAAGUAGCUUCCAAAAUGAAAAAGGCUGGACUAUCAUUCAACACUCAUAAAGGUCACAUAAAAUGCAAUUCUUGUGGAGUGUUGUUAGUUGGGGAGCGCGAAGUAGCUCAUCAUGCCGAGAGCACCGGGCAUGUUGACUUUGGACAAGCUCCGGAGUAA
Messenger RNA from Eremothecium cymbalariae DBVPG#7215, 960 nucleotides. RefSeq names its product ubiquitin-specific protease OTU1 (gene OTU1). The transcript has a single exon. Gene Ontology annotation, molecular function: cysteine-type deubiquitinase activity. Bases 1 to 960 code for a protein of 319 amino acids. Gene Ontology annotation, cellular component: cytosol; nucleus. Gene Ontology annotation, biological process: protein deubiquitination; endoplasmic reticulum unfolded protein response. The record is from RefSeq and is a predicted model, not a curated record. NCBI's taxonomy places the organism in Eukaryota, Fungi, Ascomycota, Saccharomycetes, Saccharomycetales, Saccharomycetaceae.